AUGUCUCCACUUCUGAGAAGCAUCUUUAAUAUCACUAAAAUUUUCAAUCAAUAUGCCUCACAUGAUUGUGAUGGGACAACACUAAGCAAGAAAGACCUGAAGAAUCUCCUUGAGAGGGAAUUUGGAGAAGUCCUUCGGAAACCACACGACCCAGAAACUGUAGACCUGGUCCUGGAACUUCAGGAUCGCGACCGUGACGGGCUAAUAGAUUUCCAUGAAUUCCUCGCGAUCGUUUUCAAAGUGGCUGCAGCUUGUUAUUACGCUCUCGGCCAGGCCUCGGGGCUAAAUGAGAAAGAAGCCAAGUGUGAGGGAAAGGGAAACCCGUUACAAGAUCGCAGGAGGGAAGACCAAAGGAGAUUCGAGCCCCAGGACAGACAACUAGAAGAACGCAGGCUGAAGAGGCAGGAACUGGAGGAGCUCGCUGAGGAAGGGGAGCUGAGGGAGAAGCAAGUAAGACGUGAGCAGAGGCUGCAAAGGCGAGAACAAGAAGAGUAUGGUGAGGAGGAAGAGCUGCAGCAAAGGCCCAAGGGUCGGGAGCCGGAGGAGCUUCUGAACCGAGAGCAAAGGUUCGAGAGGCAGGAGCAACGGGAGCGACAGCGCCUCCAGGUGGAACAGCAACAGCGGCAAAGAGGAGAGCUGCGCGAGCGCCAGGAAGAAGUGCAGCUCCAAAGGCGGGAGACUCAGGAGCUCCGGAGGGAGCGUCUGGAGGAAGAGCAGCAACUGCAAAAGCAGAAGCGCGGGCUCGAGGAGCGGCUCUUGGAGCAGGAGAGGCGGGAGCAGGAGAGGCGGGAGCAGGAGCUGCGGCGCACCGAGCAGGAAAGACGGGAGCAGCGGCUAAGGCGAGAGCAGGAGGAGGCGACUCAGGAAGAGAUCAGUGAGCGGGGCGAGAGCCGCACCUCGAGGUGUCAGUGGCAGCUAGAAAGCGAGGCCGACGCCCGUCAGCGCAAAGUCUACUCCAGGCCCCACAGGCAAGAGCAGCAGAGCCGCCGCCAGGAGCAGGAGCUGCUCGAGAGACAGCAGGAGCAGCAGAUCCGCGAGGAGGUGCGGAGCCUUCAAGAAGACCAGGAGAGGCAACGACUCAAGCAAGAGCAACGCUACGACCAAAACUGGAGGUGGCAACUAGAGGAGGAAAGCCAGAGACGCCGCUACACCCUGUACGCCAAGCCAGCUCAACGGGAGCAGGUGAGGGAGGAAGAGCAGCUGCGGCUUAAAGAGGAGCAGCUACAGCGGGAGAAGAGGCGCCAGGAACGAGAAAGGCAGUAUCGGGAAGUGGAGCUGCAGAGAGAGGAAGAGCGACUACAGCGGGAGGAGGAGCAGCUGCGGAGAGAGGAACGCGAGAAGAGGAGGCGCCAGGAGCGCGAGAAGCAAUACCUAGAGAAAGUGGAGCUGCGGGAGGAGGAGCAGCUGCAGAGAGAGGAACGCGAGAAGAGGCGCCAGGAGCGCGAGAAGCAAUACCUAGAGAAAGUGGAGCUGCGGGAGGAGGAGCAGCUGCAGAGAGAGGAACGCGAGAAGAGGCGCCAGGAGCGCGAGAAGCAAUAUCUAGAGAAAGUGGAGCUGCUGCGGGAGGAGGAGCAGCUGCAGAGAGAGGAACGCGAGAAGAGGCGCCAGGAGCGCGAGAGGCAAUAUCUAGAGAAAGUGGAGCUGCGGGAGGAGGAGCAGCUGCAGAGAGAGGAACGCGAGAAGAGGCGCCAGGAGCGCGAGAGGCAAUAUCUAGAGAAAGUGGAGCUGCGGGAGGAGGAGCAGCUGCAGAGAGAGGAACGCGAGAAGAGGCGCCAGGAGCGCGAGAGGCAGUACCUCGAGAAGGAGCUGCAGCGGCAGGAAGAGCGACUGCAGGAAGAGGAGCAGCUGCUGAGGCAGGAGCAGCUGCUGAGGGAGGAACGCGAGAAGAGGCGCCAGGAGCGCGAGAGGCAGUAUCUCGAGAAGGAGGAGCUGCAGCUGCAGGAAGAGCGACUGCAGAGACAGAAGGAGCAGCUGCAGAGAGAGGAACGCGAGAAGAGGCACCAGGAGCGCGAGAGGCAGUAUCUAGAGAAAGUGGAGCUGCAGGAAGAGGAGCAGUUGCAGAGAGAGGAACGAGAGAAAAGACGCCAGGACCGUGAGAGACAGUAUCUCGAGAAGGAGGAGCUGCAGCGGCAGGAAGAGCGACUGCAGAGAGAGAAGGAGCAGCUGCAGAGAGAGGAACGCGAGAAGAGGCGCCAGGAGCGCGAGAGGAAGUAUCUCGAGGAGGAGCUGCAGCAGGAGGAAGACCGAUUGCAAAGAGAGAAGCAGCUGCUGAGAGAGGAUCGCGAGAAGAGGCUUCAGGGGCUCGAGAGACAGUAUCUAGAGAAAGUGGAGCUGCAGCGGGAAGAGGAGCAGCUGCAGAGAGAGAAGAGGCGCCAAGAGCGGGAAAGACAAUAUCGGGAAGAGGAGCUGCUGCGGGAGGAAGAGCGACUGCACAGAAAGGAGCAGCAGCUGCAGAGAGAGGAAUGUGAGAAGAGGAGGCGCCAGGAGCUCGAGAGACAGCUAGAGGAGGAGGAGCUGCAGCGCCUGGACAGGAAGAGGCAAUUCCGGGAUGAGGAUCAGCACCAAAACGAAGUUCGUAAUAACAGGGUUUACUCCAAACACCGAGAGAACAAAGAAAAGAGCCGGCAACUGGAUGAUUCCCGGGUGCGGGAGAGUCAAUUCCAGCAGGAUCGGCGCCCCCUGCAGGAUGAACAAGAAGAGAAAAGAGAACUCGAGCAAGAGAGGAGGAGCCGGCAAAAGCGUGACAGGCAAUUCCCAGCUGAACAACUGCUGGAGCGAGAGCAGCAGAAGGAAACCGAAAGGCGAGACAGGAAAUUCCGAGAGGAAGAACAGCUGCUGAAAGGGCAAAGAGAGGAGAAAAUACUCUAUCUGGAAGAAGACAGAAAGUUCCGGGAAGAGGAACAGCAGCUGCGCCGCCUAGAACGCGAGCAACAGCUACGCCAGGAGCGAGAUAGAAAAUUCCGCGAAGAAGAACAACUGAGCCGCCAGGAACGAGACAGAAAAUUCCGUGAGGAAGAGCAGCUCCUGCAGGAAAGAGACGAACAGCUGCGUCGCCAGGAACGCGACAGAAAGUUCCGUGAGGAGGAACAGCUCCUGCAGGAAAGGGAAGAACAGCUGCGCCGCCAGGAGCGCGACAGAAAGUUCCGUGAGGAGGAACAGCUCCUGCAGGAAAGGGAAGAACAGCUGCGCCGCCAGGAGCGCGACAGAAAGUUCCGUGAGGAGGAACAGCUCCUGCAAGAAAGAGAAGAGCUGCGCCGCCAGGAGCGCGAACCACAACUUCGCCAGGAACGCGACAGAAAGUUCCGUGAGGAGGAACAGCUCCUGCAGGAAAGGGAAGAACAGCUGCGCCGCCAGGAGCGCGACAGAAAGUUCCGUGAGGAGGAACAGCUCCUGCAGGAAAGGGAAGAACAGCUGCGCCGCCAGGAGCGCGACAGAAAGUUCCGUGAGGAGGAACAGCUCCUGCAGGAAAGGGAAGAACAGCUGCGCCGCCAGGAGCGCGACAGAAAGUUCCGUGAGGAGGAACAGCUCCUGCAGGAAAGGGAAGAACAGCUGCGCCGCCAGGAGCGCGACAGAAAGUUCCGUGAGGAGGAACAGCUCCUGCAAGAAAGAGAAGAGCUGCGCCGCCAGGAGCGCGAACCACAACUUCGCCAGGAACGCGACAGAAAAAAGUUCCGUGAGGAGGAACAGCUCCUGCAAGAAAGAGAAGAGCUGCGCCGCCAGGAGCGCGAACCACAACUUCGCCAGGAACGCGACAGAAAGUUCCGUGAGGAGGAACAGCUCCUGCAGGAAAGGGAAGAACAGCUGCGCCGCCAGGAGCGCGACAGAAAAAAGUUCCGUGAGGAGGAACAGCUCCUGCAGGAAAGGGAAGAACAGCUGCGCCGCCAGGAGCGCGACAGAAAGUUCCGUGAGGAGGAACAGCUCCUGCAGGAAAGGGAAGAACAGCUGCGCCGCCAGGAGCGCGACAGAAAGUUCCGUGAGGAGGAACAGCUCCUGCAGGAAAGGGAAGAACAGCUGCGCCGCCAGGAGCGCGACAGAAAGUUCUGUGAGGAGGAACAGCUCCUGAAAGAAAGCGAAGAACAGCUGCGCCGCCAGGAACGCGACAGGAAGUUCCAUGAGAAAGAACACCUCCUGCGAGAAAGGGAGGAACAGCAGCUGCGCCGUCAGGAACUUGAGGGGGUCUUCUCCCAGGAGGAACAACUGAGGCGCGCCGAGCAAGAGGAAGAACAGCGACGUCAGAGGCAGAGAGACAGGAAAUUCCUCGAGGAAGAGCAGAGCCUCCAGCGCGAGCGAGAGGAAGAAAAGCGCCGCGUCCAGGAGCAGGACAGGAAGUUCCUCGAGCAGGAAGAGCAGCUGCACCGCGAGGAGCAGGAAGAGCUGAGGCGCCGGCAGCAGCUAGACCAGCAGUACCGGGCGGAGGAGCAGUUUGCUAGGGAGGAGAAGAGGCGUCGUCAGGAACAAGAAUUGAGGCAAGAAGAGCAGAGACGCCGCCAGGAGCGGGAGAGGAAAUUCCGGGAAGAAGAACAGCUCCGCCAGCAGCAGCAGGAGGAGCAGAAGCGUCGCCAAGAGCGCGACGUGCAGCAGAGCCGCCGCCAAGUGUGGGAGGAAGACAAGGGCCGCCGGCAGGUCCUGGAGGCUGGCAAGCGGCAGUUUGCCAGUGCCCCAGUGCGCUCCAGUCCGCUCUACGAGUACAUCCAAGAGCAGAGAUCUCAGUACCGCCCUUAA
Budorcas taxicolor (takin) is the source of this 4722-nucleotide messenger RNA. Its product is annotated as trichohyalin. Gene Ontology annotation, biological process: intermediate filament organization. NCBI's taxonomy places the organism in Eukaryota, Metazoa, Chordata, Mammalia, Artiodactyla, Bovidae. The coding region runs from base 1 to 4722 and encodes 1573 amino acids. The record is from RefSeq and is a predicted model, not a curated record. Gene Ontology annotation, molecular function: transition metal ion binding; calcium ion binding. The transcript is spliced from 5 exons.